AUGCAAAUGCGUGUUAUUGCUAUAAAAUUUGAAAACGCCGAAACUUUACUAAUUUCUGAAGUACACAUGUUGCUUGACCAUCGCAAACGUCAAAACGAAUCGGCAGACGAGGAGCAGGAAUUUUCUGAAGUGUUUAUGAAAACAUAUGCAUACACGGAUAGUUUUCGUAAAUUCAAAAAUAAGGAAACAAUCGCAGCGGUGCGCAGUCUUUUAAUGCAGAAAAAAUUGCACAAAUUCGAAUUAGCUGCACUGGGUAACCUCUGCCCCGAAGCGCCUGAGGAAGCAAAGGCGUUGAUACCAUCGCUAGAAGGACGCUUCGAGGAUGAAGAAUUGCGGCAAAUACUAGACGAUAUAGGAACGAAACGUAGUUUACAGUACUGAAGUGUUUUUGCACAUUGCAAAUUAAAAAAAUUUUAUAAAAUACAUUCUUAUAAUUAUAAAUAUCUAAUCUCUAUUUAAAUGGAUUUGUAAAAAGAAAA
Rhagoletis zephyria (snowberry fruit fly) is the source of this 479-nucleotide messenger RNA. RefSeq names its product RNA polymerase II subunit D (gene Polr2D). Gene Ontology annotation, biological process: DNA-templated transcription initiation. The record is from RefSeq and is a predicted model, not a curated record. Gene Ontology annotation, cellular component: RNA polymerase complex. Gene Ontology annotation, molecular function: nucleotide binding. NCBI's taxonomy places the organism in Eukaryota, Metazoa, Arthropoda, Insecta, Diptera, Tephritidae.